Messenger RNA from Mangifera indica (mango), 711 nucleotides. Its product is annotated as putative disease resistance protein RGA1. The record is from RefSeq and is a predicted model, not a curated record. The transcript has a single exon. NCBI's taxonomy places the organism in Eukaryota, Viridiplantae, Streptophyta, Magnoliopsida, Sapindales, Anacardiaceae. The coding region runs from base 1 to 711 and encodes 236 amino acids.
AUGUCUGUAACAAUUAGCUCUUGCCCAAAGCUUCGUGCUCUACCUCCCAGUUUGGGAAAGCUCAUCAAUCUAAAAUCAUUGACAAUUCGAUGGAGUAAGGAACUAACUUCUUUGCCUGAAUUGCAAAACCUCACCUCUCUGGACUCUUUGGAAAUAAUUGAAUGUGACAGCCUUGCUACACUGCCAGAGGAUAUACAGACUCUGAGUUCUCUUCGAACUUUGUCAAUUGAGAACUGCAAUAGCCUUACAUCGCUGCCACAUAAUUUGCAAUUUCUCACCUCCCUUGAGCAUCUAACUAUUAUGUAUUGUCCAAAAUUGACUUCUUUGCCGGAGGAUUUGCAACAUCUGUUCUCUCUCAAGAGUUUAUCCAUUUUGAAUUGUCCAGGGGUCGCAUCUCUUCCAGGAGGGCUAAAAUAUGUCACAACAUUGCAGAAUUUGGAAAUUCGCGGCUGUUCUGGUCUGAAGGGUUUUCCAGACUGUGUAGCAAACCUUAACUCACUCAGAUCAUUAACAUUAACAGAUUGUGAUAAUCUAACUUCUCUACCGGGAGGUCUGCAAUACGCAAGUUCCCUUCAGCAUCUAUCUAUCCGAGAAUGUCCAAUUCUAGAGGAGCGUUGCAAGAAGGAUACAGGUGAAGAUUGGUUGAAAAUAAAUCACAUUUCACAUGUAUAUAUAGGAUCACCGAACUUCGCCAGUAGCUCAUCUCAUUGA